AGUUCGUCUCUUUCUCCAAGCUUCAUCGCCAUUGGAGAUCAAUCAAUAUCAAUGGAGGAAGAAAAAGCUGCAGCGUACUACGAUGAGCUUACUCGCAAAGGCGGUGGGGCCGCCAGAUUUAAACAAGGGCUUGGAUUUUCCUCUUCUUCACCCGAUGUCACCGGUAACAGCAACCAUAGCGAUGCAGUACCCGCCAGAGGCUCGGCUCUUCCAUCUUCUUCGUCGUUCCUCAGCAGUUUCGUCAGAGCUUCGAGUCCUUCUAAGUCUUCUGAUGUUCAGAAACAAGCUCAAAUCGAAUCUAUCCAAAACAAGCUCAAGAAAAAACCUAAUUCGUCUUCUUCGUCUAGGGUUUCAGACGAUCAUCAUUUUCGAGAUAGAGAAAGUGAUAAACAUUCUUCGAGACGUCGGAGAAGUAGAAGUAGAAGUAGAAGCAGAAGCAGAGAUGGUGAUGAGCGUUCGAGGAAUCGGCGUAGGCAUAGGUCGAGUAGUAGAGAUAGAGAUAGGAAGGAAGAAAAGGAUCGGUAUAGGGAUAGAGGUAAGGAAAGUUGGAGGAGGAGUAGAAGCUUGUCUCCCCUGCAUCGGAGAUCGGAAAAGAGCAGAGCUGAUGAUGAUGACAGGAAUGCUAGAAAGGAGAAAACCGGUAGAGUUGAUUAUGCAAAAUUGAUUGAAGGCUAUGAUAAAAUGUCACCAGCAGAAAGGGUCAAAGCAAAGAUGAAGCUCCAGCUUUCUGCAACUGCCAAACAAGACGAAGCAAAUGGCAUGGGAUCAGGAUGGGAGAGAUUUGACUUUGAUAAAGAUGCUCCACUUGAUGAUGAGGAGAUUGAAGCUGCAGAAGAUGAUGUCGAUUUAGUGAAGCACAUUGGUCAAAGUUUUCGGUUUUCUGCUGUGGAGGCAAGAAGGGAGGAAAAGAUCAAGGCUACUCAUGAUGAGGCCAUUUUUGGAAGUUCAUCGCUUGCACCACCUGUGGAUACAGACAGUGAAGCAGAAGGAAAUGAUAUUACAAGAGAAAGUCCCGAAACUGCCCCUGUUGCAACAAGUCUUAUAAGUGAUCAGGUUAGGUCAUUGCAACAAGGCUCAUGGCGUGAUCGGAUUCGUAAAGCUUGAUUGAGGAUUAAUCAAUUGUUUUAUGUAAGUUAUAAUCUAACCUUUGUCACCUCUUAUCUGUAAAGUAAAGAGAGGCAUUUGUGUGUGCUAAAUAAAAGGAUUAUGCAAUGGAUGAAAAUAUGAUAUGAGA
This is a messenger RNA of Lactuca virosa, 1234 nucleotides long. NCBI's taxonomy places the organism in Eukaryota, Viridiplantae, Streptophyta, Magnoliopsida, Asterales, Asteraceae. The record is from the annotation of a GenBank genome assembly.